CAGUGGGUUACCUGUGUGUGCAAACUGUACCUUUGACAUGUAAUCUGACCCGUGUUUGCAUACAGGACAGAGCAAACCAAGGAUGUCUACCUCGCGUAGCAACCAGUCGAUCUUCAAAAGUAAUGACCCAAAAACCAUAGCAUGAAACGGAGAAAACAGACGACAAAUUAAAAAUAAUAUGCCCCAGCUAGAGGAUGAAGAAGUAUUCGCAGCUUGGAGAGUAUGGACUAUGCCUUAGUGUGUUUUACUACUUGUCCCGAUAAUGCCGCUCCCACUGGAGAAAUCGGUAGUCCUCUACAAAACAGAUCUGUUCUGCUUCCUCGUCAGCGCUAUAUUCUCCAUAGCCGAUAUAGGGUCCGACAUCGCUACAUGUGCAGUAUAUUUUAGCAAUGCGCGGUAUGUUUGGUUCGGUUUCUGUGUUGGGUUCACCAUUGCCCCUUCAAUCUGCAUGACUGUCUCGUACCUUAUAAAACACAUGGGAACUCUUGGAUUGCGAUCUACAUUUACAAGCAUCGUGUGCCUGAUAUGUUUCGGCUCAAGUGUUUUGAAGCUCAAAUUAUUUUGGUUGUGUAUUCGGAAUUUCUCAGAGGUAUGGAGUCGACAGGGAUACAUGGUAAUGAUGGAAUCCGAGAAGCGGGACAUCCGAAGUGGGAAUGUGUACAAUUUCGUGGAAGCGUUGAUCGAGAACGUCCCACAGAUGGUACUCCAGGGUUACAUACUGAUGGUACAAGACGAGAGAGUACAUUACGUACAAUACGCCUCGCUCACUAUAUCACUCAUUGGGCUCGUCGCUACAAUAGCAAAGUUUGAGAAUAGCUCUCUCCCCGGUGACCCUUUGAGGGCAUAUUUCAUCAUCAUCAUGUCGUAUACUUCGUUUCUUCUGACAGCUCGCAUGCUAACUAUUGUAACAUUCCUAGUUGCCUAUGAAUGGAUUCUCGCUCUAAUACUAGGUGCACACUUUAUUCUUUGCACUGUCUUAUACUGUAUCAGGAAUAAAGAGCGCGCCCGCGAUCGGGAUCUAUGGUGGGUAGCGGUUUUGCUAUUGCCAUGUUAUCUGUUUGUAUUUAUCGGGUUCAAACUUAAAGCACUUAGACUUCGUUCGUUUGAGGUGAAGUUAAAGCGCUCUCUUCUCUCUGCCAGCCUGUACUACGCACUUUUCUCAAUAGAAAACAUCCUAAUGGUAUCAUUUUACUACUCAAACCCUACAGUGCGUGACUGGUACUCAUCUGGCGUGACGGCUUGCGUGAUUAUGCUGACUCUGAUUGGUGUAUUUGUUAACCUGGUAUUCACUAGUAUUUACUUCAAGGAAUACAGCCGUACGAGACACUUAUUACGUCAACAAGGAGCACGACGCUCGUCCAGAUAUGACCGCAAUGCGCAUGCGCGAUUCUCUCGUCGACUCAAGGUGUCGCCAGAACCGGAUAAACCGGAACAUCUGGACAACAAGCGUCACUCUCUUGCUGCUUGGCCAGUGCGAGAAAGUGGGGGCCUGGGAAACCCGAGUGACAGACGACACUCGCUCCCACCCCCCUCCCCUAAGCCUUGCUCCUCCACAGAUACAUAACGACAUUCGUAAGCAUGUUUAUUGGUUUUGAUGUGCUGCAAAUGAAAAACAUCGUGUCUGUAUUGCUAACCGCGAAGUGAGGUAGUAGUUAAAGUGGCUUCGUAGGUGACCAAGGAAACGAUUAUUAUAUAAUACUCACAAGUACAAAACUAUUGUAUUGCUCUCUUAUGGGAAGCCUAGAUUUAGAUUUAGAGACUUAAUUAUGAAAAAUUAUAUAAAAUAAAAUAAUUCAUCACGAA
Messenger RNA from Nematostella vectensis (starlet sea anemone), 1803 nucleotides. RefSeq names its product XK-related protein 8. The transcript has a single exon. The record is from RefSeq and is a predicted model, not a curated record. Lineage: Eukaryota; Metazoa; Cnidaria; Anthozoa; Actiniaria; Edwardsiidae. Gene Ontology annotation, cellular component: membrane. Bases 263 to 1564 code for a protein of 433 amino acids.